AUGGGUUUAUUCGACAAGGCUAAGGACUUAUACGACAACAACCAAGACCAGAUUAACAAGUACGCUAACCAGGCCAAGGACGCAUACAGCAACUACUCCUCCAAGCACGGCAACUCCAACUCUAACUCCAACUCCAACUCCGAUUCUUACGGUGGCAACUCCAACUCUGAUUCUUACGGAGGCAACUCCAACUCUGAUUCUUACGGUGGCAACUCCAACUCAGACUCUUACGGUGGCAACUCCAACUCAGACUCUUACGGUAGCAACUCUAACUCUAACUCCUACGGUAACGACAACUCUAACUCUAACUCCUACGGUAACGACAACUCUGAUUCCUACGGCAGCAGCAGCAGAAAGAGUGGUAAGAACUCCGAUUCCUACGGUGGCAGUUCCAACUCCUACGGUAAUGACAAUUCUAACUCCUACGGUGGUAACUCCAACUCUUACGGAAACGACAACUCUGACUCCUACGGCAGUAACUCCAAUUCCAACUCCUACGGUAACGACAACUCUGACUCCUACGGCAGUAACUCCAAUUCCAACUCCUACGGUAACGACAACUCUAACUCCUACGGCAGUAACUCCAACUCUAACUCUUACGGUAACGACAACUCCAACUCCAACUCUUACGGAAACUCCAACUCCAACUCUUACGAUAACGACAACUCCGACUCCUACGGUAGCCUUAGUGGUAACAAAAGAGGUGGCAACUCCAACUCCGAUUCCUACGGCAGCAAUUCCAACUCUAACUCCAACUCCUACGGUAACGACAACUCCGACUCUUACGGUGGUAGCGGAAGAGGUGGCAACAGCAACUGGUAA
Molecule: messenger RNA, 822 nt
Organism: Pichia membranifaciens NRRL Y-2026
Lineage: Eukaryota; Fungi; Ascomycota; Pichiomycetes; Pichiales; Pichiaceae
Exons: 1
Coding region: 1-822 (273 amino acids)
Source: RefSeq, a predicted model, not a curated record